AUGUCACUCUCGUUCAUCAGCCUGGUGUGUCUUGGUGGUCAGGACAAGCCCUCCCUGUCUGCCUGGCCCAGCCAUGUGGUUCCUCUAGGAGGACAUGUGACACUUCGAUGUCACUCUCAUCUCAGGUUUAACAGGUUCAGGCUGGACAAGGAAGGUGGGGCUCCCAUCCCUGAGAUCAAGGGCAGAACUUUCCAGAACAUGUUCCACAUGGGCCCUGUGACUACAGCACAUGGAGGAACCUACAGGUGUCGUGGUUAUUACCCUUACUCCACUUCUCUGUGGUCAGCACCGAGCAACAUCCUGGUGAUUUUUGUCACAGGUUUCUACAGUAAACCUUCCCUCCUGGCCCUCCCAAGCCCCCUGGUUAAACCAGGAGGGAUGCUCACCCUGCAAUGCUUCUCAAAGAUCGUGUUUCACGCCUUCAUUCUGCACAAAGAGGGGAUAACAGAGAAGCCCUUGGAACUUUUUGGGGAGCUUCAUGAUGGGGGGUCCUGGGCCAACUUCUCUCUGGGACCUAUGAUGCCUGUCCAUGCAGGGACCUUCAGAUGCUAUGGUUUUGACAGGCACUUCUUCUAUCGGUGGUCAACUCCCAGUGACUUCCUGGACAUCGUGAUCACAGGACAAUAUAAGAAACCUUCUCUCUCAGCCCAGCCGGGUCUCAUGGUGAAGUCAGGAGAGAACGUGACCUUGUCUUGUGCAUCUGAGAACUCCUUUGACAUGUACCAUCUAUCCAGGGAGGAGGAGGGCCAUGAACACAGGCUCCCUGCAGUGCAGAGCCACAAAGAAACUUUCCAGGCUGACUUCCCUCUGGGCCCUGCAACCCAUGGAGGGACCUACAGAUGCUAUGGCUUUUUGAAUGGCUCUCGUUAUGAGUGGUCAAAUGCAAGUGACCCGUUGUGCCUUUCUGUCACAGGUGAGAAAACCCUUUAUAUGUUCCAUGUUUUCUUUCUUUUUUAUAAGCCCAGGCACCUGCAUGCUGUGAUUGGAAUUUCAGUGGCCACCAUCCUCUUUGCCAGCCUUCUUUUCUUCCUCUUUCAUGGUUGGUGCUCUGCCAAAAAGAAUACUGCUAUAAUUGAACAAGAGCCAGAGGUGGACAGAACACUCAACAGAGAGGACUCUGAUAGAGGAGACCCACAAGAGGUGAUAUAUGCACAAUUGGAUCAUCAGAUUUCCACACGGAAAAAAGUCACCCACACUUCUAAAAGGCCCAAGGAAUUCUCGACAGAUACCAGUGUGCACACAGAACAUGCAAAAUGA
Molecule: messenger RNA, 1257 nt
Organism: Carlito syrichta (Philippine tarsier)
Lineage: Eukaryota; Metazoa; Chordata; Mammalia; Primates; Tarsiidae
Product: killer cell immunoglobulin-like receptor 3DL1
Exons: 7
Coding region: 1-1257 (418 amino acids)
Source: RefSeq, a predicted model, not a curated record